CACACAUGAUAUAGAAAGAAAGAAAGAAAGAAAGUAUGGAAGAGAAGAAGAAGACGAUGAUGAUGACUCUCAAUAGCCCAGAGAACCCCAGAAAUGAGUCCUCUGGUGAGCCCAUAACCACCUCCACUUGCCCAACCUGGAAGCUUUACGAAAACCCUUUUUAUAAUUCUCACAAUCAACCUCACCACAAUCAUCACAAUCACAACCAACAUCAAAAUCUGACGGCUCAGAACUGCGUCUACCAGAGAAACACUAGUCUUCAUCAGUGUCUACACCUCCCUCUCUCGGCCCGCAAGCUCGCGGCUUCUUUCUGGGACCUGACCUUCUUCACGAGGCCCGCAAUGGAGUCGGAACUCGACAUGGCUCGAACCCAGAUCAUGGAGCUCAAGACGGAGCUCGAGUACGAGCGGAAGGCGCGGAAGAAGCUGGAGUCCAUCAACAAGAGGCUGGUUAAAGAGGCCGCCGAGGAGAGAAGAGGAAGAGAAGCAAUGGAGAAAAUGUGUGAAGAGUUAGCCAAGGAGAUUUCCUUUGACAAAGCCGAGAUAAGCACGAUGAAGAGAGAGAUUGAGGAGGAGAGAAAGAUGUUGCGAAUGUCGGAGGUGUUGAGGGAAGAGAGAGUCCAGAUGAAGCUCGCCGAGGCGAAGAUUGUUCUAGAAGAAAAGCUCUUGGAAUUGGAAUGUUCCAAGAGGAUCAUAUCAGAAUGCACUAAUACCAGUACUACUACUUCUACUACUACUACUUCGUCGGCGUUAAAGAGCAAGGAAAAUGUGGCUUCUAGAGCAGUUUCUAGUUUCUCGGGAAAAUUCAGACAUUUUGUGAUGGGAGAGAAGUGGAUUUCAAAUGAUGAGAUCAAUAAUCGUGUAGAUUCAAUGGCAUCGACAAGGUCAGUUUCUAGUCAUGAUCAUAAUCACAAUAACAACAUUAAGUACUCCUCAUCAGCUUGUACUGAAGAUAGCAGUGAGUCAGUUUUGAGUGAGAAUUGUAAUAAUAAAUCUGUGCCCAUUUUCCCGAGAAAAUUGUUGGCAGAAACUGAGAAUCCUCACAUAAAGAGAGGGAUCAAAGGGUUUGUGGAAUUCCCAAAAGUGGUUCGAGCGGUUGGGUCCAAAAACAGGCAAUAUUGGGGUACAAAAUUGGAGUGUCAAAAGGCUCAGCUAAGAAUUCUUCUCAAACAGAAAAGUCCAAUCAGAUCCAAUAGCCUCAUUACCAGUUAAAAGAAGAAGAUCAAUUAUGCAUCUCUGUAUAAGGCUUGAUUAAUUCUAUUUUGUUCUUUUUUUAUCUGUAAUUUUGUUUUUGUUUAAUAAACCUU
Messenger RNA from Morus notabilis, 1306 nucleotides. RefSeq lists its product as uncharacterized. NCBI's taxonomy places the organism in Eukaryota, Viridiplantae, Streptophyta, Magnoliopsida, Rosales, Moraceae. The coding region runs from base 36 to 1211 and encodes 391 amino acids. The record is from RefSeq and is a predicted model, not a curated record. The transcript has a single exon.